UGCAAUGCUACUGUAUGUUUCAGAAAACAUGUCCUGCUCUAUAGCUUCCCCCAUACAUUCAAAUGCAAAUAAUGUUUAUUUAUUCCUAAUAUAACAGACUUGAAAGAAAAACGGAACAGAGUUAUGAAACUCAGAUUGACUGAUAUAAAAUGAAACAAUGGGCUUUUUAAACUUUUGCAGUGAUAGAGGGAGAGAGGGGAAGAGAUAUGCAGAUGAAAAGAUAAAAAGAUGGAUGAUUUGAUUGGCACAGAUGGCUUAACGGGACGGGGCAGAGGAAGAGAGAUAGUAGCAGGAGGGACGCGGAGAGAUAGAAAAUGAUGUUGCCGGAGAGAGAGAGAGGGAAAAAAUAAAAACAACUAAUCUUUUUUUCUUUCAAAAGAUUCGCAAAAUGAGACACAGACAGCCGAUGGGAGGGGGCGCGCGCUGAGGAGAAGGCGCGCUCGCGCAUGUGAGAGAGUGUUUUUAUGAAUGAAGUGGUGACUCAGGAUGUGUCAUACCCCCGUCUUUAUAAAGGAAGUUUUAAACAAGCCUAAACAUUUCACUUCGCGAAAAAUUAGACUUACACUCGCAUCCCUCUCUGUCUCUCCCUCCAUACACCUCUCUGUCCCUCACCGUGUCUCUUUCCAUCCUCAGUCGCGUUUAUUAAAACUAAACAACAUAUUGGGACUGAAUAGAGCCUUUAUUUGGGAGUAACUUUUGCUGCUUUUUUCUUGUUCUCGCUCAUUCUGCACUUUUGUCAUUCAUUCAUUUUCCUCCGCACCUCACACUGUUCCUCUGUAAACUGCUGUCUCGAGACGAAGCGAGAGAGAGAGAGAGAGAGAGAGAGAGCGACGAACUUUGGGAGCACGUGACAAUAUCUGGAGCUUCAUUUAUUUAUUAAUUUUUGACCGUUUUAUUUAUUUAUUUAUUCAUCCGCUUAUUUAUUUGCAACUUAUCAACUUUGUAUCAAGGACCUGGACAAAUAUGAAAUUGCUGGGCGAAUCCUCUUCAUCUCUGCUCCUGUCGCUGCUGUUGGCUCAGCUGCAUCUGUUAACGUCGGCCUUCCCUUCCCGGAGAAUUCACACUGAUUUUGACAAGCUGACCAAUCAGACCAGGCACCUUCUCAAGCUGACUCAGGAUCUGCUGAAAGAUCCAGUGUUUGGCACAGAUAUUGAGCACCACAGAUUCAAGUCUCUUCCAGCGAUUAGUAACAGAGUCAGUGACCUUAACACUCUUGAGUUCAAGCCUGCUCUUUCUCAGCUCCAUGCAGACCUAAAGUCCUUUGAGCACCAUUUUGAGUGGCUGAACAGAAUAACACGCAAACAGCUCCACAGCUCAGUACCAAAGCUGACAGACAUGAUCUCCCUCAUUAAGAGCCUUAUAAACUCCUUACAGCGUCAGAUGACACGAGCAGAGGCUCCCCGGAUACCCGUCCCCUCUCCCUCACUCCCACCCAAUCCUUCCUUCCACUGGGAGGUGGUUCAGUCCUCUCAGGAACUCCUGCAGCAGUUCAGGCUCUUCUGUGAUUGGGCCUCACGAGUGUUCCUUACUCUUAAAUCUAGAUCACCAGUAUGAGAAACCUCUAUGGUGUAGUGCAAACAACAGUGGAGAAUAAAUGGCCAGGAGUCGGACUCAAAGACCAACUGCAGCCAAUUCCUCGAUUGCCGUGACAGACUGAACCAGUAAGACAACAGUAAUGAUGAAAUCUACAUGCUGCCAUCUUUAGCCCACUGGCACAUUGCACCAGGAGUUCAAACAUAAAGACUCAUGUCAUCUGUCUGGAUAUUGUGGUCUUCAUAUCAGUCUGAGGCCUGAUCAGUGAAAGAGUCUGAUCAUGAACUGCACACUAGUCGACACCCUGCUUCUGACGCUCCAUUUAACCUUCAUUUGCUUUUCUUUUUAUACAAUUCAUUUUCAGACCUUUUUGUUAUUUAUGUAUUUAUUUAUUUAUUAAUUAGUUAUUUAUUUGAUAUUAUUUAUUUGAUUUAUCGAUAAAUAUGUCAAGCGGAUUAUGUCAUAAUUCAGUUAGGAAGUUAAUGUAACUUUUCUUUCUUUGAUUUCUGUCUGUCAGCUUUUCCUCUACCACAACAAACCACAUUUUAUAACUUCUCUGUCUCUUAUAAAUGAUUUUGUUUUCUUA
This is a messenger RNA of Triplophysa dalaica, 2119 nucleotides long. It is a transcript of the gene il11a, whose product is annotated as interleukin 11a. The transcript is spliced from 5 exons. Gene Ontology annotation, cellular component: cytoplasm. The coding region runs from base 964 to 1554 and encodes 196 amino acids. Gene Ontology annotation, biological process: positive regulation of cell population proliferation; positive regulation of MAPK cascade. The record is from RefSeq and is a predicted model, not a curated record. Lineage: Eukaryota; Metazoa; Chordata; Actinopteri; Cypriniformes; Nemacheilidae. Gene Ontology annotation, molecular function: cytokine activity; growth factor activity.